Molecule: messenger RNA, 1397 nt
Organism: Anoplophora glabripennis (Asian longhorned beetle)
Lineage: Eukaryota; Metazoa; Arthropoda; Insecta; Coleoptera; Cerambycidae
Product: aldose reductase-related protein 2-like
Exons: 5
Coding region: 340-1317 (325 amino acids)
Cellular component (GO): cytosol
Molecular function (GO): aldose reductase (NADPH) activity
Source: RefSeq, a predicted model, not a curated record
UUCGCGCAUGUUGGUAGUGUAUUUAUUGAAAUAAGUAAUUACAAUUGCUAAUUCCUAAUCAAAUUUUCUAAUACUAAACUCGGUCCUGUAUCGAUACACAUUUAGUUUUCCAGUUUAUAUUAUGUAUUAUGGAAAUCGAUAGGUAGUUAAGCACAAACAUUUUAGUUCCAGUGGAAUUCAGACUAAGAACUUCAAAGCACAUGGUGCCAGAGAAAAUAUAUUAUUCUCUUUGAAUUCAAUGCUGUUUGGUAUAAGUUUUUUUUCUUGGUGCAUGUUAUUAUUUUUCUAUUUAGUUCUACCUAUAUCUACAUUGCAAAUAGUGCUUGCUGAUUGCUAAUCAUGGCUGCAAAAAUUUUUAUGGACAUGUCAGGAGGAUUCAAAAUGCCUGCUAUAGGACUGGGCACUUGGGAGGCUACUGAUGAAAAGGAAGUGGAAACUGCCCUCAAUGCCGCUCUUGAAGCGGGUUACCGCCAUAUUGACACUGCGCUUAUUUACAAAAACGAAGCAGUUAUUGGUCGCAUAUUGAAAGAAUGGAUUUCUUCCAAAAAAUUAAAGAGAGAAGACCUUUUUAUAACCACCAAGCUUCCAAUGGUGGCAAUGGAAAAGAACAGAGUAGAGAAGUUUAUGAAAAUAUCGUUGGAUAGGUUGCAGUUGGAUUAUGUUGAUUUGUAUUUGAUACAUGCUCCCAUCGGAACUAAGGAUGGUGUAGAUGGAACUCCGAGAACAUUUGAUACUAUACAAACUGCAGAAACCGACCAUAUAGCCAUUUGGAAGAAAAUGGAAGAACAAGUUGACGCUGGCCGAACCAAGGCUAUUGGAUUAUCUAAUUUUAAUAUCAGGCAGAUUAAUAGGAUAUUAAAGUUUUCUAAAAUCAAGCCAGCAUGUCUACAGGUCGAGCUACAUGUCUACUUACAGCAAAGAGAGCUGGUGGACUUCUGCCACCAAAAUGGAAUUGUUGUGGUGGCUUUUUCUCCUUUGGGAUCUCCGGGAUACAACAAGUACCUAGUUAAGCUUGAUAAAAAACCAAAAAAGCUGCCAGGCAUGCUCCACGACGAAAACAUCAAGAAAAUAGCUUCCAAACAUAAAAAAACUAACGCCCAAGUAAUGCUACGCUAUCUUCUGCAGAAGAGUAUCGCAGCCAUACCAAAAAGCGUCACUCCAUCUAGACUCAAGGAGAAUAUAAAUGUGUUUGAUUUUUCUCUGGAUGGCACAGACAUGAAGGCUUUGGAUGAUCUUGAAGUUGGGGAGGAUGCUCGGGUGUUUAAUUUCAGAAUUCCAGCGUUUGUGGAACAUCCGGAGUUUCCUUUCACAAAAUAAUGUUCUGACAUCUGUAGUAUCUAGGCCUUAUAAUAGUCCCAAUUGUUAACUGUGACAGAUAAUGGAUAAAAAGAAUUAAA